AUAAGCGUUGAGGAAACGGUGCUUGCGUCCGAACAGCGCAUGUUAGCUGCUAACUAAAACAAAACAACUUAACACCUAAUUUUCGGCGCCACAAGAGGCACAGUGUACCCAUGGAGGUUCUCGACUCUGCAGAGAAAACAAACGAUCCAAGCCUGUCUCUCUCAUCCCUCCAACUCCUGGUGCCACCUCUGCAGCUUCUGUCUGCCUCCAUGUGGCAGCUGGUGAAGCAGAAAGAUGUGAUGAACUACCAGAAGCUGCAGGAGUUCGUGUUCACAGUGACAGAGGCGAUUCCUGGUCUGAUCAGCCACAGGCAGAGAGCCCAGCUCAUCCUCGGACUCAGAGCGAGGUUGAUACUGGAGCUUUGCAAAGGCUCGACACGCGGUUCUGUUGAUUCUCAAGCAAUCCAGAGCCAUUUGGACAGACUCCCAGUAACCUCUGAAAACACAGAUUAUAGGGAUGCAGAGGUGAAAACAACAGAGUCUACUUUUGUCGCUCUGGUUCAAAGUCUGCUGAAAGAUCCAAUUGAGAGGGCAUAUUUUUUUCAGGAAGUGUUUCCAGUGGAAUACGGUCCACAGUAUGACUCAGCACUAAAUAUGUUAUUAUGGAAUCUGCUCUCCAAGCUGGAAAAGCUGCUUCCAGUACCAGACCUAAAGCAGACUGUAGCCUGGCUGGGCUCAGCUCCUUCUGUUUUGGGGGAAUGCAUUCAGUUGUCAACUGAAGAUCUGAGCUUUAUCUACCAGCACUACAAAAGUUCAGGACUACUGAAAAUGGCAUACGGUCCUUCUUCCACUGCUGGUAACUCCAUCAUGUCUGCAUUAUCAAUCCCUCCCUCACAAAAGACAAACGUAUCAGUUGGACUGGACGCCAUCCAUAACUACGCUAAUGUAUUGAACCCAGUCACUUUAGUGGGAACCGACCAGUACAGCGUGGUCACCGUUUACACUGAAGUGGAAGUCGGAGCAGCUGAAGUGGAUGAGCAAAUGAUGGAGUCGGCUGCAGUUCAAGUUCAGACAGAUUUCUAUGAAGAGGAGAUAGUGGCUGUAAGUGCUGAUAGCGCUGGCGACGAAGAGGCUCCUGCUGUGAGGGCUGAAGAAACGAGUGAGACUGUGGAUGUAGCGAAAGCUUUGGAGACUUUGACGAGAACCUUUGCAUUAAGGGGGCAAGACGUACUUACAGAAAAGAACAACCAGUCAACCAUAAAUGACGAUCUUGAACCAGGAAAGGGAACAGAUGAAGGAAAAAGCCAUGAAGGGCUUGAAAUAAGUGACCAAGUGACUAAAGGGAAACGGGAAGUCAUUGCAGAAGAAGUGACAGAUGAGUUCCAGCUUGGAGGCAUAGAGAGAAAUAUAUGCGCAGACCUGAAAGAUAAUUCAUUUUCUGCUCAAGAAAUGGCAGAAAUCCAGACCGAAAUGUCGGAAGCACAGGAGUUUGACACGUCAGGAAACAUGCGCAGAUCCACACGUCUGCAACUAAAGACUUCGCCGAGUUGCAACGAGACGUGUAAAAUAAAAAGGACAACAAGAGAAAAUCCCGAAGAACCAAAAAUGAGCACUGCUGAUGGAUCAGCUGCCCCUUCUGUGAUAGCCAUCAAAGGAUCUGACAAAGGAGAUUCACACGAGAUGACGUCUAUCAUCUUCACCUGCUCGCAGUGUCCUUUCCAUAACUCGGAUGAAAACAGUCCUCCACACUUCCACAUGCAGAGCGUUCGCAAAGAAGCAUACAGGACUCUCUCAGGAGUUAAAUUUACACCAUCCCCCUCCAGCACAGAUGAAAUAUUUACAUCUAUUAAACUUUUUCCCAGAGGAAACUCGGAGGAGAGAAAAGCAGAGCAGCCAGAGCAAAGCAGAGAGAGUGUUUCUCAGUUGCACGGCCGUCAGAGAUCACUCACAUGCGAAACAUGCGGUAAGACGUUCACCCGGACAUCGGAUGUCAGGAGACACCAGCUCACUCACACGGGAGAGAGACCGUUUCACUGCUCGCAGUGUGACCGAACCUUCCAGCACUCGUGGGAUCUGGCGAAGCACGAGAGCAAACAUCACGGCGUAGCCAUCUCCUUCACCUGCCAGGUAUGCAGGAGCUCCUUCGCUAACCUGAGGGCGUUGACUGUCCACCAUAAAAAGUCUCACUCGCAGGAGAGCCAGCUGCCUCAAAUGUGCUCCAUCUGCAGUCAGAGUUUCCCGACUCCGUCUGAGCUGCUGGAGCACAGGAAGUCCCACGUCACCGCUAAACGCUACAUCUGCCAGCAGUGCGGCGAAGGCUUCGACACCCUACUCGCACGCUCUCAGCACAGGCAGAUGCAUCAGGUGAAGCGUCAGUUUAAAUGUCCACAUUGUGAGAAGACGUACACUCGGAGGUCUGACGUUAAGAGACAUCUGUCCACCCAUACUGGGGAGCGACCCUACCAGUGCAACCAGUGCAGCAAACGAUUCUCGCUGCGCUUCAUGCUCAUCAAACACCUCCGUGUUCACACGGGUGAGCGCCCUUUCCAGUGCUCCCACUGCCCAAAGAGGUUCACCUUGGUGUCUGUGCUGGCCAGACAUGAGAGGAUGCACACCGGGGAGAAACCCUUCCUCUGUUCUCAGUGCGGGAAAGGCUUUUUGUCACAGGGCGAGCUCUCAAAACAUCACAGGUCACACGUGGACGACAGGCCGUACUCCUGCCCUCAGUGCGGGAAGCGCUUUAAGAGCAAGAAAACGCAGCAAGAGCACAUCGUCUCACACACUGGGGCCCGCCCCUACCCCUGCACUUACUGCGGGAAGGGCUUCACCAAACCCUACGCCCUCACCAGACACAACCUGAUCCACACAGGAGAGCGGCCAUUCCCCUGUGGACACUGUGAGAAGUCCUUCCUCACCCUCAGUGAGGCUCAGUUGCAUCAGAGAAUCCACACGGGGGAACGCCCGUAUCCCUGCGACACAUGCGAGCUGAAGUUCAAGAGCUCGUCCGAGCUGGCACGACACAAACGCAGCCAUUCUGGCUUAAAGCGGGUGAAGCCGCGCUGCGAGCGGUGCAUGAUGACGUUCGCAUCUAAUGCCAAACUGAAAGAACACAUGGAGACACAUAGAGACGAAGGAGACACAGUGCAGUCUGUAGAGACCAAGGAAUGAAACUUGUAACAGAAACUCCCAGAGGUUAAAUAAGUAGGGUGGGGAAGGAGAAGGAAUAUUUUGUUUAGAUGUUUAGAUUUAUAUAAUUGGAGAAAAUAUAUUUUAUGCAGAUCAGGAGCGAAACAGGCCCUCAGCUUGUCAGCAAAAUAGAUUUUUUUUCUUUUAAAAAAAUAAAUUUUUAUAUUGGCAGUUUUACUCUUUUCACUUCACAACAAGGAAAUCAUAUUCAAAAUACUUUCAAACGGAAGAUGAACAAAAACUGCUCCUGUAGUGGACUUUUUCACUGCAUGUACUGCCUUUUUCCUUCUUUGUGUUGCCAUUGUACUAUUGCCCACCUGAAACCAAAGAUACUACCAGCAGGUAGUAAAGAAAGGAAAAACAUGAUUAUCUAGACUUCUUGGAGUACUGUUGUCAUCAAACAUUAAAAUGAGCAUCAUGCAAUAAAUCAUCCUUUUAUGAUGUAUGUAAUAUUUCUUUUUUUGCUGAGAAAGUGUUGUAUGUUGGAUUGCAUUCAACUUUAAGGCCAAACCAAGCAACCUCAAAGGGUUACAUAGUUCAGUGUUGUGAUGAGUAACAAUGACAGGAAAUCAGAGGUUGAUAUCUCGGCGGCUACUGAAUGCAUUAUUGUGAAAUGUGGUCAGACAUGCACAUCCUCCCCCUCAGGACUAUUUAUAAUACCUGUACAGAAACAGGUUUUCUGUCACCGCCAUUGCCUUACAUCUGUAGUGAUAAUUCUGCUCAUUAGUAAGUCUUAGCACUUUGUUGCGGUAAGUUUCUUCCAUUUAGGCUUUAAUAAUUUGAGACGAUAAAAGACCUGAACAUACACAACAUGCAAAAUGCAUGGACGGAUUAUGAAAGUUUAGGGCCUCUGGGCACAUGUAUCUUCCUCACUCAUCCCACAGAGAAGCUGAAAACCACGCAGAGUUUUGGUAGUUUUGUCUCACCAAAUAGACAGUUUGCUGAUGUUCUACAACAUUUUGUCUCAUUACAGUCAUGUUUUAUCCUAUGUUGGAUCUUUGUGUAUCAUUUGAUUGUUUUUUUUAAUCUCUUUAUCUUUCUGUGUCUCGGUUUUUGUUUCAUAUCUCAUUUUGCACCACUGAUCAUAAAUGCACCCUCUCCAACUUUUCAUUGCUCUUUGAGGUCCUUUAUGUUCUGUUUGUCUCUUCUUCUUUCUUUCUUUUUUUUGUUUGAUUUUGUGUCUCUGAUUCAGUUUUGUCCGAUCACCAUCUCGUUUUGUGACAUACACGAGGGGCCCAUUUAGGACCUGCAAGCAAGCCUUAAUUUGUUUAAAUGUGGAACUCUUGCGAAAACGUGCUUGGUGACAUUUGGUGCUGUUGAGGUGACCUUGAAAAAUGAUUCUGCAUGUCAGGUGAUGUGUCUUCUUUAUUUGUGUCGGCAGUUCACAUAAAAA
Pundamilia nyererei is the source of this 4518-nucleotide messenger RNA. RefSeq names its product zinc finger protein 665. Gene Ontology annotation, molecular function: RNA polymerase II transcription regulatory region sequence-specific DNA binding; DNA-binding transcription factor activity, RNA polymerase II-specific. The transcript has 9 exons. The coding region runs from base 111 to 3107 and encodes 998 amino acids. NCBI's taxonomy places the organism in Eukaryota, Metazoa, Chordata, Actinopteri, Cichliformes, Cichlidae. The record is from RefSeq and is a predicted model, not a curated record. Gene Ontology annotation, biological process: regulation of transcription by RNA polymerase II. Gene Ontology annotation, cellular component: nucleus.